Molecule: messenger RNA, 3556 nt
Organism: Clupea harengus (Atlantic herring)
Lineage: Eukaryota; Metazoa; Chordata; Actinopteri; Clupeiformes; Clupeidae
Gene: prcc
Product: proline rich mitotic checkpoint control factor
Cellular component (GO): nucleus
Source: RefSeq, a predicted model, not a curated record
GUGAAAUGUUUGUAUUGCUUCUUUCAAGCAGUGUCCCAUUUUGGUCGGGUAGCUGAAACUCGGAUGGCCUAAACAAGGAAUGUUGUUUGCUAACUAAAAGGGCAUUCGUUCUGAAAUAUAUCUAAGCCAGGGUAAUUCUUCGUACAUUGGACGUUGUUAGCAAUAGAUGUGGUAGACGCUGUAAUGUAUUUUUUUGGCUUCAGAAUUAGCAUGACUGACAUGACUUGCUAAUGUUUUUCUAACUAGCUCGCUAUAAGUUGGUUAAUUCAGCUUACAGUAUUCAUCUAACUAGCUGCGUGCGUUUAAAGGUACCUGGUCACUGUAGAGUUUUGCACAAGUUAAAUAUUUGGACGCACUGAGCUUUAUACACGAUUCUACAAACAAGGACUGGUGUGUUUUUCUAACGGCAACCAUCCCUAAUUCCAUUGGUUGCUAACUGUUUGGUAGCCAGCUUAGUUAUCAUAUCGUUUUAGCUAAGUUAACUUGCAGCAGUAAAGCAUCUACUGUCACGCAUAUUAUCGGAUUGUAUAAAAGCACAUGAUGGUCGCAUAGUAGCAUUUAGUCAAACGUGUCCUGUUGCACUUAGGUCAAUCACGAAAAUAGCUGAUAGGGUAAACGUGCCCGUAGGUAAGGUCAAACCUUUUGACUCUACAUUAGGUGCAUUAAAACAUAUGUUUUUGCAGUUAGACAAAGUCUAAUAGCGACAAUGUCUUUAGUAGCAUAUGGAAGUAGCGGUUCUGACAGUGAUUCAGACGACAAGCCCGUUAGUCGUCCAGCAGAAAGCAAAAUUGGAAGGGGGCUGUUUUCCAUCCUGCCCUCGCCGAAGAAUGCUCAUCAGCAGAGUACCGCUAGAGGUACAAGUUUGGGAAGUAACUUUUCUACUAAAGACCACGGGUCGGAAAAUACAACGCCAGGUUUUAGCAAGAGACCUCAAAGCAACUUGGAAACGAAAGGUUUACUAGAUUUGCCCAAGCCCAAGAAGCGGACAGAGCCAGUGAAAAUCACCAUUCCAGACAUAAAGCACGCUGACUCUGACUCGGACGAGGAUGAACCUAAGAAGAGAAAGAGGAUUCAAACUCAGGGCAGUGGACUCUCCUCUCUGCUUCCCCAACCCAAAAACAUGGUAGUGAAAGAGACCCACCGUCCAUUAGUGCCACAUUCCCUCACCAAACACGCUGCCCUUGCCCGGACUCAGGCGGCCACCCCCAAGAGCCUGUCGAGCUCCACCAAUGCCUCGCCCUCUGCAAUCAAGGCCGCGGCCAAGUCUGCCGCCAUGCAGCUCGCACGGCAGAUGGCCGCCGAAGAGGAGGGCAGCGACGAAGAGCUGGCCCCCGAGAACUACUUCUCUCUGGGGGAGAGCUCACAGCCUCCCCUGCUGGUCUCUAAGGAUGGCGUGGUCCCCGCCGGCGUACCUCUUCCGCCUGGCACAGAGAAUGCCCCCCUGCAGUUCGGUGCCCGCCUGCCUGGCUACUCAGGCGAAGGUGCUGACUUUGACGUCAAGCAGCAGGACGCAGCCUACCAGCAGUACCAGGAUCCGGCCGGGGAGCCAGGCUCGGAGCCUACCAGUGAGGGCUACUAUGCUGGUGGAUACUUCCCAGAUGCGGAGCCUGAGCAGGCUGGGUCAUCCUCGCUGUUUGAUGAUGAGGCAUUCCGGCGGUUGCAGGGCAAAAGGAAUCAGGGCAAAGAGGAGGUGAAGUUCCUGGAGAUUCGGGGGGACGACCAGCUCAGCGGGGCACAGAACUGGAUGACGAAGAACAUAACGGAGGAGAAGGAGCAGCGCUCGUCCUUCAGCAAGAAAAAGGGCGGACAACCAACUGGACAGCAGAGGCGCAAACACCAGAUCACAUAUCUCAUCCACCAGGCCAAGGAGCGAGAACUGGAACUGAAGAACUCCUGGUCCGACAACAAGCUGACUCGCAGGCAGACGCAAGCUAAAUACGGCUUUUGAGGAUGUUGAGGCCUCGGCGGUCUUCCCCGUACAGCUCAAACUGCUCCACUUUCUUUCACUCCACAGAGUGGGACACUGCGUAGGCUAGUGGAGGCAUGCACUGUUUGUAUGUGGUUAGUCUCAGUCACCUCUGAGUCACUUCCUCCCCCAGGGUCUGUCUGUUGGAACUGUUCUUCUGUGUGUACUGUGCGUCCAUUUACCCGGCCAAGGAGCAAAUUGUGAAUACACAAUGAGGUCAGUUUUCGCUUGGUUUUGACCAUAAUCAAUCAUCUCAUCAGAGAAGUUGUUGACUGUGAAUUAAUGGCAUAUUUUAAAGAUAAAAAUCUUUUUUUUCCCCCACGUCCUUGUAAUUGACAUAUAAACUUCACCUCUGUAAAUAAGAAUGAACAGUAAACCAAGGUACCAUAUGAUGUCAUUUAUUUCGUGUUGAAUAAUGUUAUUUUGCACAAUGCAGAUACCUGUAAUAUUUUGAUGCUUCAACCCCUUCUCCAUUCCGACCAACCCUCUAUGAGACCUUGCAAUGUUAGUCAAACCAAGGUUCAAGGGGCGGCCAGUACCAGUUAGAAUACCCUAUGGUGUGAAGACAGAUUGCUGUACUUGUUUUUUUAGCUAAUCCAUUUUUAGCACUAGUUGUUGUUCACAAGUGCCUGUGAACAUGAAACUCAGACCAUAAAACCAAACUAAAAUCAUACCUGUAUAGUCCUCCCCCCUUGGUCACCAUUACCAUAGGCUAUCAUGAAAUAAAAUUGCACAGGCAUCACAAUUUGAGUGUAGGGACUGUUUUUCAGCCUCUUGCUAUUUUAAAUGUGUCUGUCCAUCAGUUUUGUUUUGACACUUCCAAGCAUCCCUUCAUGACUUUCCUCCUCCCCCAUGUCUGUUGUAUUUGGGUUAAGGCACUUAUGUCUUCUCACUCUCCAGUCCUUCAAAUUGAGGGCUUGUUACCCUAGAUGCGGAAAUAAAAUGGUGUUCGUUCGGGGCCUUCUUGGAUUCAGUAUGGGGCUUGUGAAGACGCAGCACUCUUUUCCCUCAUUAGCUUCCACUGUGUGCCCGUGGACAGGGCACUUAACCCCAUAUUUCUCUAGCGAGCAGCUUUUAGUGCUAUUUAGGUCAAGCGCUGCAGGUCCCAGAUGUGUAUGUACAGAAGUGUGUUGCAGACAAAGCAGAAGCUGUCUUAAUUUGUCCCGCGCAGAGUCACAGCAAACUUGGAGUGGAUUGAGGGUGGAGGAAGGAAGGACAAACCAGCGAAGUAGCCUAUAACUAAACUAUUAGGUGAUGAGUUUAAAGCCUACUUUGUACUUAUGGUCAGGGCCUACCGUUUAGCCUUUAUGUUAGAUGGGAUACCCACCCAAGGAAAAACGUUCCAUUAAAAUAAAUAAAAAAGGUUAAACUGAUAAUGUAUUUAAAUUGAACUAGUUAUUGAAGUUGUGAACAAAUGUUUAAGAAAAACCAUGCAACAGCUGAUGGGCCUCUGUUUAUUUUGUCAUUGUCAAAGGGGGGCCUGCCAUGAAAAGUUUGGGAACCACUGCCCUAGAUAAAACAUAAUGUCAUGUAAAGUCAUAAAAUGACUUGAAUUUCCUGUGUAUUCAAAUAAAUUGCACACAUAUUUUA